Molecule: messenger RNA, 4462 nt
Organism: Hippoglossus stenolepis (Pacific halibut)
Lineage: Eukaryota; Metazoa; Chordata; Actinopteri; Pleuronectiformes; Pleuronectidae
Exons: 26
Coding region: 235-3948 (1237 amino acids)
Biological process (GO): protein ubiquitination
Molecular function (GO): ubiquitin-protein transferase activity
Source: RefSeq, a predicted model, not a curated record
CCAGGAAGUGUUGACGUGUUGAUUGAAUUGAAAUCCUCAGGAGGGGAAGCGGCGCCAUUCCACAGCUUCUUGUUUGGUGGAUGAAGAUGCUGUUUAUGGGACGGCCCAUUUCCUGGUGUGCAGGCUGGGGUUGGAGGCGUCUGCAGCAGAUGAAACCUGAGAAGCUGUGAUCAACACAACCGUGAACUACGCCAAUCUUAUUCCCUUUCCAGUUUCUGUUGGAGUGUGGAGGAAAUGGCAGCAGCAACAGUUUCCGUUGAACACGACCAGUUUUGUUGUUCCGUGUGCCUGGACGUUUUGAGAAACCCGGUGACGAUCCCCUGUGGACACAGCUAUUGUCUGGACUGUAUUGAUGGUCACUGGAACAGGACCAAGCAGAAGGGCCAGUACAGCUGCCCUCAGUGCCGGCAUGUGUUUAAUCCCAGACCUCUGCUGAGUAGAAACACGGUUCUGGCUCAACUGGUGGAAAAGUUUCAGCGAAGCGGAUCUGAAGCUUCAGCCCAAACUUUGGUCAAACGGGAUGAAGUGAAAUGCAGCGUUUGUACGGGCGGAAACAGCAAAGCUGUGAAAUCCUGCCUGGUCUGCUCGCAGUCGUACUGUGCGGCUCACCUGAGAGUCCACGAUGAACGCUUUCAUGGAAAGGCUCAUAAAGUGAUCCCGGCUUCAGACCAGCUGAGAAAGAAGGUGCUCCCACCAGCUGAGAAGGAGGCUGUGUUGGUGGCAGAUGAGAAAACAAAACAACAGAUGGAUAAAAUAUUCAACCUACUUAAGGAGUGCAGACUCGAGUCGUACUACAAUCAGUUUCUUCAGCUGGGUGUAAAAGAUGUCAGAGAUUUCCUGGAUAGUGUGACAGAUGAAGAUCUACAGAACUUAGGUUUGAGUCGUGUGGAAAAGAAUCGUUUUGUGGCGUUGAAAAACUCCAUUCAAAGACCCCAAGCUUCAAAGCGCAAAGUUCGCACUGUGGCAUCUGUGCAAAAAUCAAGGGAGGCAUUCUUCCUGCAGUACAAGUACCCUAAAUGUCCUCAACCAAAACGUAUUACAGAUAUGGAUCCAACUCAAAACACUGUUGAAGAUCUGAUGUUGAGGAUCUGUCACCUUGAAAACGUGGGCAGCACCACAGGAGUCUGUCUCUACACAAUUGACGGGAUGCCCUUGACAGAUGAUUCUUUCUUCAACACGUGGUCUCUGAAAGAGAGAUACAUUCAAAGUGGAGAUAUGAUCUAUGCCAUUUUUACACCAAAGGAAAACCUGAAAUAUGCUCCUCAGACGCUCAAAGUGGAGUUUGUCGAAACACCUGGAGAGGAGGUUAUCCGAUGCCACAUCAUGCUCAGGGGAGAUUUCGACGUGAUGGUGAACUUAGAAAACGACACCAUAACCAGUCUUAGACUCAAGUUGGCAAAUGCAAGUGGAAUUCCAGCACAUGUCCUUCAAUACAAAGGUCAAUGUGACGGAUGUGACAAACUGGAAAGCUGUGGAAUCUCUGAGGGGUCAACAGUUGCCUUCUCUUUAUACACAGAUGAUGAGAUUCCAUUCAAUGAUGACUUCUUCAUUCAUGAUGUUGUGCCUUCAGUCCAGCAAACCCAGAAAGGAACCAGUGUGUUCCUGUCCUCACUUUACGUUGUUGAAGAGCAUCAUUCAGAAAUACAAAAUAAAUUGAUUGGCUACAUACGAAGACUGACUGGAUGUAACCCUCUUGCCCAAAGUUUGCAUCAGCUACUCAGCAGGAAUGAAAGGAUGACAAGGAAUCAAAAGAUUUCAGUAGUUGAAGGCUUGUACAUGCUCUUCAGAGAGCUUUUGCCCCAACUUGGCUUAGAACGAGGGGAGAGAGUCAUCAAGGACAUCCAUGUCUUUGAGAAUUCAUUGUACUGCUGGGCACAUCUCAUCUCAAGAGCAGAGCAACAAAUAUCAGACUUUGAGAACUACGCAGAAGUCUCUCUCACAUCUCAAGACAACAGACGUUUCUGUGAACCAGUGAGAGUGCCUGGAGUGCCAGUUGCCUUUGAACGAGCAUUCAUUCUCCAGAAAAUCAAAGAUGGGGUGAAAAUUCCAAACUGCACAGAACAGAUUUUGCGAGAGACCUCAUUACAGAGAGCCACUGACAUUGAGAAACUCUUGCUCAGCUUGCCUCCCUUCAUAAAGACCUAUCCUCUCUGGAUUAGUCAUGAAAAGAUAACCGGUCAGAACUUUCAGGUCCAUGAACAGUUGACUUUUGGAGAAAUGGUUGAAAGAUUGAAGUCUUUCCCUCAUCUCAAUGUGACCCCACCUCUACAUCUGAAGAAGCUUGGAGAGAAUAUGGCCUGCCUUGUUCUGUUGAGUGAAGAUAACCUUGGUGUUUAUCUGCAUAAAAGCAAAGGAUCCACAGAUAUGAUCAUGGUGCACAACUGUCUGGAUGGCAAGAGCAUUGAAGUGGAUGUGAAUGAACUGGCGGCCAAGACUGGUGACCACAGAGAAGAUGGAUCAUUUGUCACAACUAGGACUCCAAAGGAAGCCAUACUGGUCCUGAUAGAUACAAGCUCAUCCAUGGAAGAAGAGUGCUAUGGAAAUGCAGGGAUAAAGAAAAUUAAUGCUGUGAAGGAGCUCUUUGACAACUUUGCAUCAAGAAGCAUGGCUUAUGAUUUCCAUCAUAUCAUUGGUCUCGUGAAUUUUGACUCAAUGGUGAAAACUCUACACACAUUUACUGAAAACCUGGAAAGGUUCAAGGAGUUCAUCCGUAUCCUUCAACCGAAUGGAUGCACUCUGCUGUAUGAUGCCCUACGACGUGGCUUGUCCGAGUUGGAAAAGGUCAAGACGAAGUUUCCAGAUUGUCGACUUCGCAUCAUCUGCCUCACUGAUGGAAAUGAUUCUGGAUCCUCGAUGGAGCCAGUUGCCAUUACAGCCAAGCUGUUAAAAUCUGACAUCGUUGUGGAUUCAAUCCUUCUUGGAAAAGUGGAGAACAGUAUGCUGCAUGGAAUCAGCAAUGCAACAGGCGGCUGCUGUUUCAAACCACAGACAAUCAAAGAGGGUUUGAAGCUUUUCGAGAUCGAGACAGUCCUGUCUUUGGAGCAGAGGAAACCAAAGAAAAAACUUGAUGUGUCGUCUGUCAGUGAGCAUACUUUAAUGAGUAUCUUUGCAACCACCGGAUAUGAUGAGUAUCCAGAUACAUCCUUGCCAACCCAGCUAAGCAGCAAAGUGACCGGGACAGAGAGUGCUCUGAAAAAGAAGCUUCGGGAGGCGAAGGAUGAGCGCUUCAUGGAAAAGGACAGACGUGUCCUGGAGGAGCUGAAGAGCCUGCACUGUGACCCUCAUCCCUUCUUCAGAGUCUUCACAUCAGAGUCAGACUUCACAUUCUGGAGGAUUCUCAUGCAGGGCCCUCCUGACACGCCCUAUGAGAAAGGAGUGUUUGAGCUGUACUGCAAGUUUGGUCCUGAAUACCCAGUGAAGCCUCCACUUGUUCGAUUUGUCACCCGAGUGUACCAUUGCAACAUCAACAGCGUGGGCCGCAUCUGCCACAGCAUUUUUGACCGCAGCUACAAUGCUCACAUUACCAUCAGAGACGUCUUUGAUGCUGUGUAUGGACUGCUCAUCAUCCCUGAGCCUGAUGAUCCACUCGACAGCAUUUUGGCUGAGGAGUUCCUGACGAACCGUGAGAAGUAUCUGCUGGAAGCAAAGAAAUACACUGAGCAAAAUGCAGGAAAGUCGCUGGAUGACAUGGAGAAUGAAUUGGUGGAUCAUGUGCAGCAGUUCAUACCCCAACAUCUAAUCUGUCCACUCACCAAUAAGAUGUUUGUUGAUCCUGUGAAAACGGUGUACGGCACCGUGUAUGAACGCAUAGCCAUCGAGGAACACCUCAAACAACACCAGUAUGACCCGAUGGCUGGACCAGGACACGACCUUGAUCUUUGCUACGUAAGAGCCGACUGGGACAUGAAGAAAAUGGUGAUGGAUCAUCGAUCUCGUCAAAUUCAGUGAAUGUGUCGAUCAUCAUUAUCACAGUGGUUCGACCUGUGUUCAAUGUACAUGGUACCUUAUUGAUGAUAGAUUUUCACUCAAAUUUUCAGGGACUUAAAAGGAAAAAAGCUUUAGUAUGUUUGAAGAUAAUCUCUGAAAAUGACCUGACAGAAAGCCUGUCUGUGUUUCAUUCCUUAUAAAAAGUUUUCCAUAGUUUGAAUUGACAUAAUUGGUUAAGUGGAUGCAGUUCUAGAAACCUAUAUACCAGACUAAUAAAUGUAAUGUAGCUUCUAAGUGUUUCUUAGUGAGUAUAAAGUGAAUCUUCAGUUGUUGCAGUUAUAGUAAUUUUGUCCUAACAUGAGCAUUGUAUGGACAAUCACAGUCAUUUUACUUAAUCUGCUGUCUGAUGAUUGUUCUCCAGUUUUUUAGUUUCUCCUAUACUCUGUGACAUUGCUGAAAAUGUGAAUUACCUUUUAGAGUGGUGAAUAAAAGUUUGUCUUGAUGGUGAUUACACAACAAUAAACCAUAUAAAAAG